AUGGACAACUCAAACUCCAUAUUGAGCUUAGUAUUCCUUCUAUUAUUAUUAUUUGCAAAGGCAAAUAAUUCAAUAGCAACUAGCUAUGGAGGGGUAGAAAGCACAAGGAGAAAGGUAGAUAGCCAACAUAUUUUACAUGAAAUAAUUUUUGAUUUGGGAAGGAAGAUGAAGAAUAUGCAAUUUAAUAAUAAGAGGGCAUUGGUGGAUGAAGAUAGACUGGCUCCUGGAGGACCUGAUCCUCAACAUCAUUAACAACAACAGUAU
Messenger RNA from Solanum tuberosum (potato), 264 nucleotides. RefSeq names its product CLAVATA3/ESR (CLE)-related protein 5-like. Bases 1 to 252 code for a protein of 83 amino acids. The record is from RefSeq and is a predicted model, not a curated record. Lineage: Eukaryota; Viridiplantae; Streptophyta; Magnoliopsida; Solanales; Solanaceae. The transcript has a single exon.